Phanerochaete carnosa HHB-10118-sp is the source of this 554-nucleotide messenger RNA. RefSeq lists its product as uncharacterized. The transcript has 5 exons. Gene Ontology annotation, biological process: mitochondrial respiratory chain complex I assembly. The record is from RefSeq and is a predicted model, not a curated record. The coding region runs from base 1 to 300 and encodes 99 amino acids. NCBI's taxonomy places the organism in Eukaryota, Fungi, Basidiomycota, Agaricomycetes, Polyporales, Phanerochaetaceae.
AUGGCAUCGGGUUUUGGUUUUGGCGGAGGUCCAUCGCGGUGCUUCGGCUACUGGCGGGAGUUCGCCAAGUGCUAUGCCUCGGCUGAUAGCCCGUCGCAAUGUCGCGUUCAAGCAGAUGACUAUCUUGAGUGCCUUCACCGUACGCAGGAGAUUGCCCGCGCAAAGGCGGUAAAGGCAGAGUUCAUCCGGAAGGCUGAGCACCAGGCUCACGAGGGCCGCAAGGUAGCGGAUAUACUUGCGGACGGCGUUAUAGUUGGCGUUGGCCUUAUACAACGUGAUCAGGGAGACUCUAAAAACUAGGAUGGCUCCAAAUACAGUUCAACUAGAAUUCUGCUCCUUUGCGCUCCACAGCUCUCGUCAGAUUCUGACUCUACUGCGUGUCGAACAUUGUGCGCUCUGGGUGUGCUAGAGACGCUAUGGCGGACGGCAUUUCAAAGCUUCAAGCAUAACGACUUCACGUUCCUCUGUAUAUCCUCCAUUUUGUUUGCAACAUGGGAUCGUUCAAAGCGUGGUCCUUGCCAGCUAUUCUGCCUGGCGAACGCGUGCUCUCGCCU